UGUCGGGUAGGAAGUGACGUUUCUAAGAAGAGGCGGGGCGAAGGCUCGCCCGGAAGUAGUGCCCGAUGGACAGGGCGAGUCGGGUGGCCGCGCUGGCCUUCGCCAGAGCGUGCGGCGGGGCGUGAGGCGGAAAGAAAUGCUCCUUGGAUGGAAUUUGGUUGAAAGAAAAAUAAUAAAAAUGUAAGAGGACAGAAGAAUUAAAACCAACAGCUUCUCCUGUCUCAAUAAAAUAAAGACUUACGUCUUCUCAUUUACAGGUUAAGGCUACCUUUCCAGGUAGUCCAACAGCUAAGUCACCAGUUUCCAAGGGCGUUUGCACCACUUGUGGAAAACAUCGGAUCCGUGCUCACCAGAUGUCCUUGACAACUCAUCCCACCAUCCCUUGCACAACAUUUGCUGCACCAGCAGACUGUGAAGCCGACCACUGAGCUUCUUUUCAUUACCAAGUAGAUAUAAUAUCCCUAACAACAAAACAGAGGACACAAGUGUCUCUUCAGAGUAUCACAGCCAGUUGAGACCAAGCUAAGAAAAUCAGCUUGCCUAUAUGAAGAUCCUUCUCUUCUUGGGUAGCCAGGACUUAAAGGAGAGAGACUGACCUGUGCCACUGGUAAGUGACUGACUUACACACUGAACUGGUCCUGAAAGCCGAGAUGUCUUCUUUGUAAGUGAAGAAUAUACAACAUAAUCUCAAAGAACUGCGUAGCGGUGCAAGCCAGAGGCAUACUGUGUGUGUAACGGACUCAGAAACAGGCAAGGUAAUCUUGUUGAAAGGAUUUUUCAUCUUUUGUUCUGUUUGCCAGUGUUAGUGUUUUGCUGGCUUCAAUUGUUACCUUUUUCUGGUUCUUUCUUUUCUAUUCCAAUGGGUCCCAGAAACCCCUCUCCUGGUCCCUUAUCAGAAUCAGAAAGUGAGGAAGAAGAAAACGCUAACUACCUAAAUGAGAGUUCUGGGGAAGAGUGGGAUUCCUCUGAAGAAGAGGACCCUGUGGUGCCCAACCUGACACCUCUGGAGAGUCUUGCCUGGCAGGUUAAGUGCCUUUUAAAAUAUUCAACUACUUGGAGACCUUUAAAUCCUAAUUCCUGGUUGUAUCAUGCUAAACUCUUAGAUCCAAACACACCAGUCCAUAUACUUCGAGAGAUAGGUCUAAGGCUCUCCCAUUGCUCCCACUGUGUACCCAAACUCGAACCCAUUCCUGAGUGGCCACCUCUGGCUUCUUGUGGCGUCCCACCUUUUCAAAAGCCGCUGACAAGUCCCAGCCGGCUUUCCAGAGAUCACGCUACUCUAAAUGGAGCGCUGCAAUUUGCCACCAAACAGUUAAGCCGAACCCUGAGUAGAGCCACUCCCAUCCCUGAAUUCCUAAAACAGAUCCCUAAUUCGUGUGUUUCUGGUUGUUGCUGUGGCUGGUUAACUAAAACAGUUAAGGAAACAACCCGCACUGAACCCAUCAAUACCACUUACUCUUACACUGACUUCCAGAAGGCAGUUAACAAACUCCUAACUACAUCCCUGUAAAGAUUCACCCUUUGCUCUGGUAUCUCCUGUUUCUGAUUGAGAAAGCAGUGCAAGUUACACAGCCCAGAGCUGAGAAAGGAAAGCCUUCUCAGCCAAACUGCCCUGUCCUGACAAGCUGAAUAUCUAUCCAAGGGGCCCAUCAAUCAACUACAGAAAACAUGCAUUGUGAGCACUCACUUUGACAGAUCCUGUGGAAAAACAAGAACUUCAAUAGAGAAUUCGUCAAAAGGAACAGGGUUGCAAAAAAUAAAUUGACUACUCUCCACAUUCAGUUCUCCCCAGUUUACUCUGCCUAACUGAAUAGACUCUAACUCUAGGUAUCUAAAGAUUGAUGGGAAGGACAGGGCAGGCUACUCUUCUUACCCAGCCUUCACAGCAGCCACUGUGGAAAGUGGGAGGUUAGCUACUCCGAGUAGUACCUUCCCUAAGCAUACCCUUCUCUGACAUUCAUUUUUAGGGAGGUAGUUGCAAAGGUGGGAAUAUGGUUUAUCUCACAGCUUUUAUAUGGAUAGGUCUGCUUAUGGCAUUAAACAGGCACCUAUUCUAUAAGGAAUUUAUUUCCUGCAUCUUGGCACCCAGACUUUAGUCAAGAGGAAAUGAAAUACAUUCCAAAAGACCAAAGAGAAAGGAUUAUAAGAGAGCAUUUAUGUUUUCUAUACUAACUGCUAGUGGAUUAAAGUAUUUCAGUCUGUAUGUUUCCUGGUACAGCACUUAAUGCACUUUCCCAUCCAUUGCAAACUUUCCAGGAUCGCUUCUAAAUGGAAAGAACCUUACUAUGGAAAGUCUCAGCCUAAUAUAACCUGAAGUUAGAGUUUUUUAGUAUCAUUGUUUUCCUACAUAUAUUAGCUUUAGAUCUAUAUAAACAAGAACGUAUAUGUACUCUUGUAAAUGGGUCUUGCAGUGUAUUUAGAUGAGUCAAAAUGUAAAAGUCAACAUAAAUAAAAUGCAUGAGACCGUUCGAUCUUUUCACACUAUAAAGACUGAAACCUGUGUAUGGUCUUGGUUGACGGCAUCUAAAGGGCUCAAAAAUAGAUUGUUAAAGAUUUAUCUUAUACCCCCUUAGUUUAGUUUUGCUUUUUCCUAUUCUCCAUAACUAAGUGCUAUCUACAAUGUGGCAUCAAAAUCUUAAAGCAUUAAUAGAAUCACAAAUUCUGUAAAUGUGUAGCAACUUUAGGAAAGAGAAGGGUGUUUAUAACCAAAAUGGUAUUUUCUGCUGAGCCUUAGUUGUCUUAAAGAAAAAAAGGAAGAGAUUGUAAUUGAUAGAAAAAUGUUUGUUGGUAGAAAAUGAUUGAACUGAAACCAUAUACACUUAGUGUAACUGAAUGUAUCAGAAACUGUUCCUAUGUAGAUGUUUUCUGUGAAACUGGUUUUUAAAAUGUUACAACCUGUUUGUUUGUUUGUUUGUUUUGUUUGUUUUUUCUUAAAUGGCUGUAAAGUGAGGUAGAUAAUUGGUAGUCAUCGGAUAACUUUCAUAGUCUCUUCAUGAUGUAGUCUGGUCUCUCGGUGGAAGAUGCUCCAUUCCUGAUGCAAGCCUCUCGAGGACUUUGGUAACUGCAACAAAUUGCUCAUGAUUAGCUCUUUGGUCUUUUCACCUGCAUUUACAACUGAGUCAACAUCCUCAUUUGACAUCCCAUAAAUAGUCUUUAAGCCUUCAUGGUCAAGUUGUGCCAGCUUUAUCUUCUUGAACGGCGGUUCUUGCAGCACCUCUUCUCUUGUUCGGAGACCUCUGCAUUGAGUUCUCUUGUGGUUCUGUAAUCCUUGAAUGUUCCCUUGCGUUUUCUUUUGAACAAGAGAGCAGCUCUAAAGAGAUGAGGGAACGAUUGCUGAGUGAGUAGGUAAUGACCCCCAAGCUUAAGAAUCUUCAAGUAUUGAAACUUCUUCUCAGUAUGUUGUUGAAUAAGCUUCUCAAGCUUGAUGAAUCUUACAGCAUCAGCAGUUACUUGUUGAAUCAUCAUCACCCUUGAGAAACCAUCAUUUAUAAGAGAGCUGAUUAUUGUAUAAGGUGUCAUCUCUGCAAAUGAUGAAAUCAGCCGAAGUCGGGUAACAAACGCUCUUGAAGUGGGCCCAGGAAGAUCACUAUCAUCAAUGAAUAGGAGUGUGUUAAGGAUCUUCACGUCAAGUUCCUCAGAACUCAGCCACUCGGUGGACUCACGAAGAUCUAGAGCCGGAUCUGGAUCAAUGGUUGGUGCCUGAAUACAAGGUCACAUGAAGUACGUUAAAUCUCUUAUUGACCUGUUGCAUAGGAUUCUGUUGAGGCCUCUUUACGAGACAGAACAUCAUAGCAAGCGCAAUUUUGACAAUUCUUUUUCCUGUCAUAUCAUCUAGUUCCACAUUGGGUCCCCAUUCAACAGGUUCUGUUGAGGCAUUGAUUGAUCCUCUAUUCAUUGGCAUGGAUGUAUUUGUCCCAUGGUCUUCCUUCUAGGUUGUACAAAAGAGGGAAUGUGGCCAGUAGACAUGUGACGCUUAUGAAGACUCCACUGUCUAUAGUCAUUUGUUUCAUAACGGUUAAAUUGUGCAAAUUCGUACCUUCGGCUUGACAUAUCUGCUCUCAAGGAGGUAGAUACAAAUUCACACCAGUAUGGUGUACCAACUCUAUGUGAGAAUACAUUGUGUCACACAACCUGUUUUUUUAAGGGGAGGUGUGAAAGAUAGGGAAAUCAAAAAAUUAAAAUACGAUGUAUAUGUUCCUUUUUCUCUGUGUGUGUGUGUGUGUGUGUGUGUGUUGCGUGUGUGUGUGUGUAUGUAUAAAAAUACCUUGCUCAUAGACACAUUUUUGCUAUUCACUCCUAAAGGAACCCUUUCCCCAACUUUGUAGCUGAAUAAACCAACAGCUUUGUACAUGC
Messenger RNA from Pipistrellus kuhlii (Kuhl's pipistrelle), 4353 nucleotides. RefSeq names its product DDB1 and CUL4 associated factor 16 (gene DCAF16). The record is from RefSeq and is a predicted model, not a curated record. The transcript has 3 exons. NCBI's taxonomy places the organism in Eukaryota, Metazoa, Chordata, Mammalia, Chiroptera, Vespertilionidae. Bases 860 to 1510 code for a protein of 216 amino acids. Gene Ontology annotation, cellular component: Cul4-RING E3 ubiquitin ligase complex.